CUGUCUUCUCCUUAGCGUCAAUUGAUACAAACCAACGCUAAUCUAAAGCGUUACUCUGGGUUAUUUCAAUAGGAAUAGAAAUCGGCUUAAACGGCCAACUGUUUAUAGCUGGUUUUUGACCGGCUAAAACAUGCAGAAGUAUGAAAAAUUAGAGAAGAUCGGAGAGGGUACCUAUGGAACGGUGUUUAAGGCUAAAAACAGAGAGACGCAUGAGAUCGUGGCUCUGAAGAGGGUCAGACUGGAUGAUGAUGAUGAGGGGGUUCCCAGCUCAGCCUUGAGAGAAAUCUGCCUCCUGAAAGAGCUGAAGCAUAAAAACAUUGUGCGGCUUCACGACGUGCUGCACAGCGAUAAAAAGCUGACGUUGGUGUUUGAAUAUUGUGACCAGGAUCUGAAGAAAUAUUUCGACAGCUGCAACGGGGACCUGGAUCCAGAGACCGUGAAGUCAUUCAUGUACCAGCUACUGAAAGGACUUGCCUUCUGCCACAGCCGCAACGUUCUUCACCGAGACCUCAAGCCACAAAAUCUGCUCAUCAACAGAAACGGUGAACUGAAGUUGGCUGACUUUGGUUUGGCCCGAGCGUUUGGAAUUCCUGUGCGAUGUUACUCCGCAGAGGUGGUGACGUUGUGGUACAGGCCACCAGACGUGCUGUUUGGUGCCAAGCUGUACUCCACCUCAAUCGACAUGUGGUCAGCCGGAUGCAUAUUUGCAGAACUGGCCAACGCCGGCAGGCCGCUGUUCCCCGGAAACGACGUAGACGACCAGCUGAAACGGAUCUUUAGGUUACUGGGCACACCAACAGAGGAACAGUGGCAGACCAUGACCAAACUCCCUGAUUAUAAGCCGUAUCCGAUGUAUCCCGCGACGACGUCACUGGUGAACGUGGUCCCUAAACUCAGCAGCACUGGGCGGGAUUUACUACAGAACCUUCUGAAGUGUAAUCCGGUGCAGCGGAUAUCAGCCGAGGAGGCGCUUCAACACCCCUACUUUGCAGAUUUUUGUCCGCCCUAGUGCCCAAAUCUGUCUUUGAACACGGACCAACACGGUCGUACCUCACACACCCCAUCAAAAGUUCCUCAUCCCGCCCCACCUCACCCCACCGCGCAACGCUGCCCGUUUAGACACGACUUUACCAAUCACGAUCCCGUCGAUCGUGCCCAUAGGCAACAAUCUGUAUUUUUUUUAAAGCUUGCAUUAGCAAACGGUUAUUAAGGUCCCCGAUUACUAUUAAAUUCUUAUUUGCACUUACUAAACAGAAGGUGUGGAGAGGGUGAGGAGAGCGUUAGUCGUUCCUCAGUGUGUUUAGUAGAUUUUAAGUUCUACCGACUGCAUUCGGAGGAUCUAGAGAGUCAGUUUUGCGUCAUCGAGUCAAUCCACCGGUCACGUUAUUGCACAACUACAGAGGUAUCGACUGAUACUAUUUCUAUUUUAAAUGCAGGCUUUUAAAUGUAUAAUCUGUAUUUAAGCCUCCGUUCUAGUGCAGAGGACUCACGGGCGUGAUACGAGUAUCGGCGACGAGAAACAGUCCGGCGUGUCGUAUACAUCAUCAAGGACGUAUUUACAGCGUUAACAUGCUAACGAUUCCGCUGCACACGAUGUAUUCGCCUCAGCAACACACACACACGCAAAACAUACCCACGUCUAUCUAAAGCCUCACCAGUUAAGCGAGGUUUCCUCACACAGUCAGAAGCAUGUUUUGCGAACUAGACAUUCUCUUUAUCCGUUCAUUACGUAAUCAGAUCCAGACUGGGUCCCCCCCCCAAAAAAAAAAGAAAGAAGUCUAAUCAUAAAUAUUGAAUUCCUGCUACAUUAGUCUUAAUUUUUUGUUUUUACUUGUAAAGUCACUAGAAUGCACAUAUUUAUUUGUUUCUGAAUGUUUUAGUAUACAGACUUUUUUUUAAAUUUUUUUUAAGAAAACAGCAAAAGAGGGUUAUUCCGGAGUGAACAUGUCCUGGUUUAUUUCAGAGGAAAGAUCUAGUUGUGGAUGAUUUCUUGGAGCAAUAGAAGUAAAACACCAGUAAGAUACCUCAAUAUUUGGAAAAGAAAUCGUGACAUUUGGAAUAAACUUCUAACAUUUACCAGGAAAUGAAUUCACCCCAGUUGUUUUUAACCCUGUAGCACACAAUAAGCUUGGAAUUAUUAUGAUUAUCAUUAUAUUUGGUCGUUCUCCAUUUGCCUCUCUGCUGUAUGUGUGAUUUAUGAUGGAAGGAUUUUUCACACUGAUUAAAUACAUUUCAUUAAAAAAAAAAAAAAAAAAACCCUUUAUGUUCUGUUACUUGCUAGAGGAAUGUUACCCAUUAACAGGUCAUCUGAUGAACGUUUCUAGUAGAAACAGUAGGUACUGAUUUCCUAAGCGAGUUAGAAGAAGGUUCUUCCUCCUUGGGCUAUGAUUAUAACUGAAAAGCAUUCUGUCAAGUAAGCAAGCAAGUUCAAGAAGACAUGAAGAAAAUGUAUCAUGAAAUCAUGCAGAAACAUUUACUCUAUGUAGAUGUACAAAGGAGACAAAAGCCCUAUUCGGACGGGACUAGUUUUCAAAACGACGUUUGAGUUAGAAUUUUUUUUCAGCUGACUUUCUGUCUGUCGUUUCAUGUAUGGAUUCGGACGGGACUAACAUCUCUGUGUUUAUUACGGAGGUAGGAGUGUCUGUGUUUUACAUGUGGGCGUUGCACAAGACCACAUGUCCAGGAUGCGUGGAUUGCGUAUGGUCAUAUGACCGAUCAAUAAACUUGAAUACCGGUGCGCUAGGGUUAAUACGGUAGUUCACGUUGACCGAAACAGACAAGAAAACGCGUUUUGGUAAAAACAUUUUCAGCAAUCACAGACAUUCGCAUUCGGUCGGGAUUAGAUUUCUCAGAGAAGCGCCGAUUUUGCUGAAAAACAGUAGGUAAUUUGCGCUGGAAUUUUUACACAGGUCGUGUGAGAAAAAGACAGACAUGGCAGAUUCGGACGGGAUUAAAAUCACAAAGUACGUCUGUGAAACUGAAAUUUCUCUAACGACCCCCUGUAAAACUAGUCCCGUCCGAAUAGGGCUAAAGACGAAGAUUGUUUGAGAAAUGCUUCAGAAAACCGAGUCGGGCCGACUAACAAAACAAACAUGUAGCCAAUGAGCAGAAAGGGGCGGGUCUUGUCAAUAUGCGGCGGAGAGAGUGUUCAGUGCGCGUGUGUGACAUUAGCCGAAAGCGAUUGAAACAUUGACGUGGAGGAUUAAAAACAAAAAGCGCAAAAAGGAUUACGAUAAGGCAAGAAACAGGACCCGUGUUAAUAUAGGAUCAGCUUUAGAGCGCUGGAGAGAACUGAACAUCUUAGACGUGAAACGGAGCUAAACCUUUCACGGUACAACACACAGUACUACAAAAACACAUUUGUAUUACCAUAGUAUUACUCAUUGUGUUCAUUUAUUGAUAAAAAUAUCCCCUCGGUCAGCCACCCCAGUAGGUUCCGCCAUAAUAGUUGCCUGGGUUACGUAUGUACAGUAAGUGUGGGGCGGAGCUAAAACACGGGUGACACCCAUUUGGGUUAGGGGCGUGUUUUUUUAGGUGAUUUCAAACGUCCUGCACCGCACCAUUAAGAGAAAUUAAACCACCAUCCAUUAUAAAGGGCAGGACAUGAUCAGGACUGUGCGGGUCUUAGGAUGGGUAGAUGCUUGGUCCUGGUUCUGAGACAGAAGAUCAGAAUAUUGGUGUGUUGAUGUUGGAGGGAGUCAUGUUCCCUAUCUACAUACAUGAUCUAGAAACACAUCUGCAUCAGGUUCUUCUCCAGCUUGUUGUCCAGUUUGAGUGAUCCUCAGAUUCCUAAUUGUGACUGACAGGAGCGGAAUCUGACGAGGUCCUCUACCGUAGCGGUUUGCUCUAGCCUUCCUGUUUCGACUUGAACCGGUCUGGAUGUUUUUCCAUGACUUCGCUCAUAAACAAGGAUGAAUGCAGUGCAUUACAACAUGGUGUAAUAA
Tachysurus vachellii is the source of this 3944-nucleotide messenger RNA. RefSeq names its product cyclin dependent kinase 5 (gene cdk5). NCBI's taxonomy places the organism in Eukaryota, Metazoa, Chordata, Actinopteri, Siluriformes, Bagridae. The coding region runs from base 131 to 1009 and encodes 292 amino acids. Gene Ontology annotation, molecular function: cyclin-dependent protein serine/threonine kinase activity; ATP binding. The record is from RefSeq and is a predicted model, not a curated record. The transcript has 12 exons. Gene Ontology annotation, biological process: synaptic vesicle transport; neuron apoptotic process; protein phosphorylation. Gene Ontology annotation, cellular component: cytoplasm; nucleus.